AUGGCUAUCGGCGGUUUGAUCUCGAACAGGAAUUUGGGUUCUUUUAUCGACUCAGGGAAAGUAUGUCAAACAAACCACACUGUUGUGCAUCGCAAAGGAGAGCGUCUGUACAAUCAGGGGAAAACAUUUUACCAAAAUUUAUGUACUCCAAGGGUUUCUGCAUCUAGAAACUCGUAUAGCCCUUAUCUGCGUGCAAUUAGUUCUUCAGAUGCAAGCAUUCUGAAGCCAACAGGUAGGGUGCAUGAUGAAGGUGACCUUUAUCUAAUAAUGUCUCUGCAAUCUGGUAUAAGGUCUCAGAGCAUCAUUACUAAACAAAGAAGUACAGGAAGAUGUAAAAGCUAUCUUUCUUCAAACCAUUCAUUUAGAAGUUGUAUUCAAUCAAGAAAGCUGGAUAAGCUUGAUAACAGGCAAUACCAGAAGUAUGAACUUGUUAAGGUUAACAGGACCCGUGCUUAUUACAAGUCAGAGGAUAAUGACAUAACAAAACCAGAGGUGGACUCACUGUCAUCAAUAGAGGGGUCUAGUGAAGCUGUUUUGGCAGAUGGAAAUGUGCUUAAACUAUCUUCUUGGUGGGAGCAAUUUCCCAAGCGCUGGGUGAUUGUACUCCUUUGUUUUACAGCAUUUCUAUUGUGCAACAUGGAUCGUGUAAACAUGAGCAUUGCAAUACUUCCCAUGUCACAGGAAUUUAACUGGGAUAGUGCAACAGUUGGCUUGAUUCAGUCCUCUUUUUUUUGGGGCUACCUACUUACUCAGAUUCUUGGAGGCAUAUGGGCAGAUAAAAUUGGUGGGAAGCGUGUAUUGGGUUUCGGAGUGAUCUGGUGGUCAGUAGCGACAGUUUUGACACCUGUUGCAGCAAAAAUCAGCCUUCCUUUUUUGCUUAUUAUGCGUGCUUUUAUGGGGAUUGGUGAGGGUGUUGCUAUGCCUGCAAUGAAUAAUAUACUAUCUAAGUGGAUUCCAGUGUCAGAGAGAAGCAGAGCACUUUCACUAGUAUAUAGUGGCAUGUAUCUUGGUUCUGUCACUGGGUUGGCUUUUUCUCCUAUUCUGAUCCAGAAGUUUAAAUGGCCGUCUGUGUUUUACUCAUUUGGCUCUCUUGGUAGUGUCUGGUUUGCAUUAUGGCUGAAAAAAGCAUAUAGCUCUCCAAAAGAAGAUCCGGAGCUUAGCACAGAGGAAAAAGAACUUAUCAUGGGUGGCAACAUAUCUAAGGAACCUGUUACCGUCAUUCCUUGGAAGUUAAUUUUAUCAAAACCACCUGUUUGGGCUCUUAUAAUCUGCCACUUUUGCCAUAAUUGGGGAACCUUUAUUCUAUUGACGUGGAUGCCUACAUACUACAAUCAGGUUUUGAAGUUCAACCUCACUGAAUCGGGACUCUUCUGUGUCUUGCCAUGGUUGACCAUGGCUGUUUUUGCAAAUAUAGGAGGCUGGAUUGCAGAUACACUUGUCAGCAGAGGCCUUUCUGUGACAACAGUUCGCAAGAUCAUGCAAUCAAUUGGGUUUUUGGGACCGGCCUUUUUUCUUUCUCAGCUGAGCCGUGUCAAGACACCUGCAAUGGCAGUACUAUGCAUGGCAUGCAGUCAGGGAUCUGAUGCAUUCUCACAAUCUGGUCUCUACUCCAAUCAUCAAGACAUUGGACCUCGCUAUUCUGGAGUAUUGCUGGGACUGUCAAACACAGCAGGAGUUCUUGCUGGUGUCUUUGGUACAGCUGCAACCGGGUACAUACUCCAAAGAGGUUCUUGGGAUGAUGUAUUCAAGGUGGCUGUUGUAUUGUACCUCGUAGGCACAUUAAUCUGGAACCUAUUUUCAACCGGAGAGAAAAUCCUUGAUUAG
Messenger RNA from Prunus armeniaca (apricot), 1824 nucleotides. NCBI's taxonomy places the organism in Eukaryota, Viridiplantae, Streptophyta, Magnoliopsida, Rosales, Rosaceae. The record is from the annotation of a GenBank genome assembly.